AGCGCAUCAGCAUAUCACUCUAGUACUAUGCUUGAAGGAGAGAACGUACAUCUCGGGAACAACUCGAUGCCCGCGAUGGCCAUCGCACUAGGUAGUGGAAGCAAUAAGUAAGCUAUAAAAGACAUCGUCGGUAACAGCGUCUUACCUCUAUUUAGGUUAGACAACGACACCGCCACAUACCCAUUUAUCGAUCUCUGGGGACUACCGGCUACUUCUACCAUGAGGAUCGAGGAGCCCUCUAAGCUGAUUCCUAGCGAUCUCGAUUGCCGCUAGUAUCUUCUACAGUACCGUGACAUAGCUCACAUAAUCUACCCCAGAUUCGUGGAUAUUGACCAAUUCGAAUCCGAUCUAACCCAACUUCUCAUUUAGCGGUCGAGUCUGGGCAUCGAAGCUCGUGGCGUCUACGGUGAUCAGACUAACGUGUACGGUAUGUCUAUGCACUGGCUUGGUCUUCUGUUUGCGUGCUUUGCAGCUAGGAGUCAAUGUUCUGAACUUCCGCGAAAGCAACGGCAGCUGACGUCCCAGUCGGCAGUAUGUUGCUUAUAUGAGUACCUUCGUAUCGUCAACUACCUUUCGCAUUCGACAACGGUAGAUAUUCAGACUCUACUGGUCUUAGGCAAUGUGAUCGCUAAUAAUAUAAACGCUGGUGUGGCAUGGUACCUGCUUGGCUGGCAUAAACACUUAGUCUCCAUCGAUUCAAGCAGAAGAUACACUCUAGUGAAGCCCUUUUGCGCGAAGAGGUCUGGCGAGCUAGAAAAAUAUCGAAGCCUAGAUUAUCAAGAUAGCGUCCUUUCCAUCACCUAUAACCGAGCCUCCUCGAGCUCUGUAGCGUCUAGUGAAACUCUUAGUAAAAUAUCGUAUCUGGAAUGUAUGAAGAGGCUUUCUAGGGUCGGAUUAGAGAUUGUCCGAGAGCGGUCCUUUUCUCUAAUCUUGCGGGAUGAACUAUCGCUUAUCAUUAAGCAUCGAGAUAAAUUAGAGGACAUAAUGAAACACGCCGUCCAUUACCCCCGAGAAGCUACCGAGUGCCGAUCGAUACAAUCCUACGUCGAGUACUGGAAUUUACGCCUUUAUGUCUCAUACAUGACCUCUGAGCUAUAUCGUCCAACCCCCAAGAAUCGAAAAGCGUAGUCAGAAACCAUAAACGAGUUCCGUGAGACGUGCGUUGCGAGUUUGGCGGAUACCAUUGAGGCUUUCCUUGGUCUUGAAACACUGACUUCAUUUGCGAAGACAUCAUAGGGCGCCAUAUAGAGGGCAUUGAGCUCCGCUCUUUUACUCGGGAUCUUAAGGCAACCACUGAAGAUCCGGCGCGUGUGGAUGUUACUUGAGAGAUUUGUGACAGUGAUGAAAGAGGUCAAGUCCGAUGUCAGCCCUUCGGAGCUCCCAGGCCCUGUUGCGAGAUCUAUGUCGGCAUUGGUCCGUUUGAUGAACCUCCAUGGCGGAGACCAAAGCCAAUAUCAACCCGACCUCCAGGCGGGAGAACACAACGACUUGGCAGGGCCAUGGUCGAUGUUCGAUGCGUCACAGAUUACAACAUCUUCAGGGUCUGGAACUCCCGAUGACACCUCGCCUUAUGCCGUCAGGGACCGGAUUCUUUAG
Molecule: messenger RNA, 1596 nt
Organism: Exophiala aquamarina CBS 119918
Lineage: Eukaryota; Fungi; Ascomycota; Eurotiomycetes; Chaetothyriales; Herpotrichiellaceae
Exons: 5
Coding region: 430-1128 (232 amino acids)
Molecular function (GO): carboxy-lyase activity
Source: RefSeq, a predicted model, not a curated record